Colletotrichum aenigma is the source of this 231-nucleotide messenger RNA. RefSeq lists its product as uncharacterized. The record is from RefSeq and is a predicted model, not a curated record. The transcript is spliced from 2 exons. NCBI's taxonomy places the organism in Eukaryota, Fungi, Ascomycota, Sordariomycetes, Glomerellales, Glomerellaceae. The coding region runs from base 1 to 231 and encodes 76 amino acids.
AUGUGUGUGAGAGGAAGCGGGAAACCUGCGGAGGAGCAGCAGCAGCAGCAGCGAGGGCAAACGACAACCAACGUCAGGUCCUUUCCUUCACUUGUGCUCGCUCGGCUUCCGUCACAGCAAGCGCAAGCUGGACCAUUUCCAACUCAAUUUUCCUUUCCUCUGGCAACCUCCGUCCUGCUACCGCACAUCCUCAUGGCUGGCUACAUCCAACAUUUGCGCUACAUAUCCUAG